Molecule: messenger RNA, 405 nt
Organism: Monoraphidium neglectum
Lineage: Eukaryota; Viridiplantae; Chlorophyta; Chlorophyceae; Sphaeropleales; Selenastraceae
Exons: 2
Coding region: 1-405 (134 amino acids)
Source: RefSeq, a predicted model, not a curated record
AUGUACCCUCAUCCAUUCCAAAUCGAGUUUGGCGACGGCACCUCCGACGCCCGCGGCCCCGCCCCCGCCGCCCCCCGCGACGGCCGCCAGACCAUCGCCUGGUGGCAGGGCCGACAGCAGGAGAUCAACAAGAAGCUGGAGAGCCGCAAGACGGGCGGCACAGGCAUCGUCGGCCGCUCGCCGGGCGGCACCAACGUGAUCGUGCCGAAGGGGCUGCUGGGGGCCAACGGGAACGGGCGGGGGAAGGCGGCGGGCAGCGCGGCGGCGAGCAUUGAGGAGGAUUCAGGGGACGAGGAGGAGGGCGCGGCGGCGGGGGCCAACGGCAACGGCAACGGCAGGGGGGCGAAAGGCAAGGCGGGGGCCAAGGUGAAGGACCUGCUCAACGUGUUUGGCGGGCGCCGGUAG